Physella acuta is the source of this 1103-nucleotide messenger RNA. RefSeq lists its product as uncharacterized. Gene Ontology annotation, molecular function: carbohydrate binding. Gene Ontology annotation, biological process: cell adhesion. The record is from RefSeq and is a predicted model, not a curated record. NCBI's taxonomy places the organism in Eukaryota, Metazoa, Mollusca, Gastropoda, Physidae.
GUUUUAUACACAUUAUUCAGACAUUCAAAUGAGACAAGGCAAAACAAGCAUGAAGACACAAUUUGUGUAUGCUGGUAUUCUAUUUGUAGCAUGUUAUUGUUCAGCAUCAAAAAUACUAUUUGAAGCAACACCAGAAGCAAUAGCUCCAUACCUUUCUAAAACGUUAACUCUGAGAUGCUCCGUGGAGACUGAAACUGAAACGGUUAUUGGACGAAGACAUGCAGCAAAACGCGUGACGGAAACUGUGACGUCACAUGCCGACGUCAACCACGUGACGUCAAUUAUCGUCACAAGGGUCUCAGCCGGAAGUGAUCAGAACGUCACAGUUGCUACAAUGUCAUCGUACGAGCCGGCGAGUGCAAAAGUUGACGGUGACAAGGUCAGGGUUACAGGCACGACAGAGCCAUCAACAACCUCAGGAGAAAAGGGGUACCUGGAACUGACAUGGACGCAUCCCUUGCAAGACCAAGCUGGCGUCUAUGUGUGUGAAGUGUUCGCACUGAACUCCAAUCUUCACCCCGAGGCUUUGAGAGUAUCAGUGAACAUCGAAAUUAAUGAUGUCGGUAUACCCGAACUCAUCAACUUUAUUUCAGAGAACGACAGAAAAAUAGAGACUCUUCAAAGUCAGCUUGACCAAUACAGAUCUCAAAUAGGACCGCUAGACAAUGGAACACAAAGUCUAACAGAUCAAAAUAAGGUAAAAUUUGACGCCAUAGGAGCUGAUAUUUCAAAUUUAAAGAUGGCCGCCAACAACUUGACGAAUCGAAACAUCCAGAUGGGAAACAUCACGUGCACGUCAAGCAGCAGCGUGAUGAUCACAUUUGACCGACCCUAUGAUUCUCCACCCGCUGUAUUUUUAGCAUUUGACAGCUUGGCGUUAUACCAAGACAUAGUCAUCUCUCCACGCUCCAUAAACAUACAAGAGAAUGGAUUCACUGUCUCGUGUACCUGGAACUCCUAUACACGUGCAUACGGUGUGGGCUGGUUAGCCCUCAACCUGAAUACAUAAACGUAUAUUUUACUAAUACUACGAUAUUAUUUGAUGUCGUUAAUGUAGUAAAUGAGAAAAUAAACUUCAAAAAAUUUUAGGAAUUUAAGCUGUU